CUGGGCUAUGUCGUCCCGGAGGGUUACCAGGGCUGUUCGGUUCCGCUGAGGCUUCUGGCAGUUGUAGUUCCGGCGCUGCGGUGACCGAGGCCGAUUCCGCUCAAGCCUUGCGAGGUUCCUGCAGUGAUCUUGGGGUGCUUGCUUGCCAGAGCCCUGCCUUGUCUCAAAGAGAAGAGAAAGAACCAUGACUAAGUUACAGGAGGCUGUGACAUUCGGGGACGUGGCCGUGGUCUUCAGUGAGGAGGAGCUGGAGCUGCUGAAUCCUGCGCAGAGGAAGCUGUACCAUGACGUGAUGCUGGAGAACUUCAGGAACCUUCUGUCAGUGGGAGGCCAGACUCCAAACAAGAUGGAGACUUUUCAUGUAACAGGAUUGAGGUGCCCUUCACUGGGGUGGCCUCCAUGCUGGCCAAUGACAAGCCACAGUGUCAACACACUGGUCAGUGCUUCAGAAGCUGCCAUAAAUACCCAAAGAAUGGUGUCUCACUUCCUAGAGUGCUGCCGCUCCUUCCAUGGGGGAGGAGAGCCUUCUCAGACCUCCGAGAAUGAUGGCUGUCUUGAAAGUCUCACAAGCGACCAUUCCAGCAGGACAGAAAAUCAGGAAUUUCUGUCUGGGAGAGCUCAGAAUUCUUGGAGUAAAACACAUUUUAGGGAGAGACAGAACAGUUGGAAACACUGUCCACAGACUCUGGUGAAAAAAAAGCCACGGUUGUUUGGUCAGGGUAUUGACAUUCUGAGUUGCAUUUCCCAAUACGACAAUAAUGUACUGCAUCAAAGAGACAAAGCUCACAGGAGCGGUGACUAUGGUAAAGUCAUCUUUCCCAUGUCACCCGUCACCCAACGUAGUGUGUGCACACAACAGAAGGCCUGCCAGAGCAGCAAGGGCCCAGAAACCAUAAUUGACAGCCUCAGUUUAGAGCUCCAUCAGCAGGUCCUCUUAGGAAAGGAGUUCCCUGAACCUAGGACACAGGAGGACAUCAGGCAAAGCUCCAGUGUCUCCAUUCAACAAAGUGCUCAUCCAGGUAAAAAGCGCUACUGGUGUCACGAGUGUGGCAAGGGAUUCAGUCAGAGCUCAAGUCUUCAGACUCACCAGAGAGUGCACACAGGGGAGAAACCCUUCACAUGGAACGUGUGCCAGGCACAGUUCAGCCAGGCCUCACACCUCCAGGCCCAUCAGAGUGAACAUACCCACGAGAAGUCCUACAAAUGCAACACCUGUGGGAAAGACUUCACCCGGAGGUACAGUCUCCAAGUCCAUCAGAGAAUCCACACUGGGGAGAAGCCAUUCAAGUGUGAGGAGUGUGGGAAGGAAUUCAGAUGGAGCAAGCUGCUUAGUGCUCACCAGAGAGUCCACACAGGAGAGAAGCCCUACACAUGCCAGCAGUGUGGGAAGAUCUUCCGUCAUGCCUCAAACUUCCACAGGCACCAGAGGGACCACACUGGGGAGAGACCCUAUACAUGUCCACAGUGUGGGAAGGGCUUCAGUCAGGCCUCAUCCUUCCAGAGGCACCAGAGGGACCACACAGGAGAGAAGCCCUACACAUGUCAGCAGUGUGGGAAGGGCUUCGGUUAUGCCUCACACUUCCACAUGCACCAGAGGGUCCACACAGGAGAGAAGCCCUAUGUGUGUCAGCAGUGUGGGAAGGGCUUCAGUCGGGCCUCACACUUCCACUCUCACCAGAGGGUCCACACAGGAGAGAAACCCUACACAUGUCAGCAGUGUGAGAAAGGCUUUCGUCAUGCCUCAUCCUUACACACACACCAGAGGAUCCACACAGGAGAGAAACCCUACACAUGUCAGCAGUGUGGAAAGGGCUUCAGACAGGUUUCACACUUCCACAAGCACCAGAGGGUCCACACAGGAGAAAAGCCCUAUGUGUGUCAGCAUUGUGGGAAGGGCUUCAUUCAGUCCUCAAACUUCUACACCCACCAGAGGGUCCACACAGGAGAGAAACCUUACACAUGUCAGCAGUGUGGGAAGGGCUUCUGUCAUGCCUCACGCUUCCACACACACCAGAGGGUCCACACUGCAGGGAAUCUUAUCGGAGGGACGCGAGAGUGGUUCCCGUCCGCUGAGGGAUUCUGGGAAUUGUACUUUCGGCGAGCUCCCUUCUGCCGACGCAUGCUGGGAAUUGUAGUUUCGGCGCUAGCUUCCUUGGCGGAGUUGCUGUGGGGAGGAGUCGAGUGUCCUGAAGCCUUAAGUGCUUGCUUGCCAGAGCCCUGCCUUGUCUCAAAGAGAAGAAGAGAAAGAACCAUGACCAAGUUACAGGAGACAGUGACAUUCGGGGACGUGGCCGUGGUCUUCAGUGAGGAGGAGCUGGAGCUGCUGGAUGCUGCCCAGAGGAAGCUGUACCAUGACGUGAUGCUGGAGAACUUCAGGAACCUUCUGUCAGUGGGAGGCCAAAGUCCAAACAAAAUGGAGGCUCUUCAUGCAACAGGAUUAUGGUGUCUUUCACCUGAGUGGCUUCCAGGCUGGCCAGUGACAAGCCAUGAUGUCAACAAACUGGCCAGAACUCCAGAAGCUGUGAUAAACAUUCAAGGAAAGGGUUCUCACUUCCCGGAGCAAUGCCACUCCUCCUUCCAUGGGGGAGCUGAAAAGCCUGCUUGGGCCACCAAGAGUGAUGGCUGUCUUGAGAGUCUCACAAACAACCAUUACAGCAAUACUGAAAAUCAGGAAUUUCUUUCUGGGAGAGUUCAGAGUUCUUGGAGUAAAACUCAUCUUAGCAAGAGAUGGAACCAUCAGAAACAGUAUCCACAGUCUCAAGUAAAAAACAAUCCACUGCUGUUGUCUCCCGGUGUUGACGUUCUGAGUUUCAUUUCCCACCAUGAUAAAAAUGUACUGCAUCAAAGAGACAAAGCCCACAGCAGCGAUGACUGUGGUAAAGUCAUCUUUCCCAUGUCACCCCUCAUGCAGCACGGUGUUUACACAGAACAGAAGGCCUACCAGUGCAGCAAGGACCACGAAGCCAUAAUUGACAGCUCUAGUUUAGAACUCCAUCAGCAGGUCGUCUUAGGAAAGGAGUGUCCUGGACCUAGGACACAGGAGGACAUCAGGCCUAGCUCCAGUGUCCCCAUUCAACAAAGUGCUCAUCCAGGGAAAAAGCGCUACUGGUGUCACGAGUGUGGCAAGGGCUUCAGUCAGAGGUCAAGUCUUCAGACUCACCAGAGAGUGCACACGGGGGAGAAGCCCUACCGAUGUGACACCUGUGGGAAAGGCUUCAGCUGCAGGUCAAAUCUCAAAAUCCACCGCCGAGUGCACACAGGAGAGAAACCUUACAAGUGUGAGGAGUGUGGGAAGGGCUUCACAACGGGGGCACACCUCCAGAUUCACAAGAGAACUCACACAGGAGAGAAGCCAUAUAAGUGUGGAGACUGUGGCAAAGGCUUCAGUUCUAGCACGAGCCUUCGCACCCACCAGAGAGUCCACACUGGGGAGAAACCAUACAAGUGUGAUGAGUGUGGGAAGUGCUUCAGCUUGAGUUCCAGACUUGACAUCCAUCAGCGUGUCCACACAGGAGAGAAGCCAUAUAAAUGUGAAGAGUGCGGGAAGUGUUUCAGUUCAGUUUCAAGCUUCAGAAGACACCGAGUGGUCCAUACAGGAGAGAAACCAUUUUGCUGCAAUGUGUGUGGGAAAUGUUUCAGUUUGAGCUCGAAUUUUCAAGCCCAUCAGAGAGUUCACACUGGAGAGAAACCAUACAGAUGUGAUGUGUGUGGGAAGGGCUUCACCUGGAUCUUGAGCCUUCACAGUCACCAGAGUGUCCACACAGGAGAGAAACCCUACAAAUGUGAGGAGUGUGGGAAGGGCUUUUGUCAUGCCCAAACUCUGAAGAGUCAUCAGAGCACCCACACUGGUGAGAAACCGUUCACAUGCAAUGAGUGCCAGAUACAGUUCAACCAGGCCUCACACCUCCAGUCCCACCAGAGGGUGCACACAGGGGAGAAGCCCUACAAAUGCAAAUGUGGGAAAGGCUUCAUCCAGAGGUCAACUCUUCAAGUCCAUCAGAAAGUUCACACCAGGAAGAAGCCAUUCAAAUGCAGUGCUUGCCAGAAGCAGUUCAGUAAGGCCACAAACCUCCAGUCCCACCAGAGGGUGCACACGGGGGAGAAGCCGUUCAGAUGUGAGGAGUGUGGGAAGGAAUUCAGAUGGAGCCAGGCUCUUAGUGCUCAUCGGAGGGUCCACACAGGAGAGAAGCCCUACACAUGUCAGCAGUGUGAGAAGAUCUUCUGUCAUGCCUCACACACCAGAGGGUCCACACUGGGGAGAGACCCUACAUCUGCAGCAUCUGCUCUAAGGGCUUCAUUCAGAGAUCACACCUCGUCUACCACCAGAGGGUCCACACUGCAGGGAAUCUCUAGGUUCUGCUGUCAGGUGGACCCCAUGCUGCUGAUUGUUAAAAGCUCCCCAAACCCAUAGGCUUCAGGAGACUUUACAGGGGCCUGUACUUUGGUUAUUUUUCCCAGAACUCAUUUUCCUACUGUGUUAAUUAUGCAAAGGGAAGAUAGUAUUUUAGGAUGAAUCUUCAAAGCAUACAAACAAAAUUAAAAAAAUGAAAGACACACAGAAAUGGUUUCUGAUUUCAUUAUAAAAGGAAGAAUUAGGAACAGAGCCAACAGAAAUCACUAUGCCUCACACUAUGCUGAGCUUAUGUCGUUAUGGGUAAUCAAUGAAGACUGGCAAAGAGCUUGUAGGAACUGUUUUGGAGAAAUUAACAAAAAGUAUACUCAGAGCAGGUGACUUCAGUUCAUAAAAAUAACUAAUUAGUUUCUCCUCCGUAUAGUAGAAAGAAGCACUUACAUUUUAUACUGGUGCAAAUAGUUGAGAAUGGCUGUCAUAAGUCAGAAAAAAAUAAAAAAAAUUCAAAGCCUGUAUGCUUUUGUUUAAAGAUCGUUGUAUGUCAUUCUUUUUUGUUUUGUUUUUUAAAAAGAUAGAUUUAUCAUGUAUACAGUGUUCUGUCUGCACGCCAAAAGAGGACGCCAGGUCUCACCGUAGAUAGUUGGAAGCCGCUAUGUGGUUGUGGGGAUUGAACAGCAAUUCCCGGAAGAGCGGCCAGUGCUCUUAACCUCUGAGCCAUCUCUCCAGCCCGUAUGUCAUUCUUAUGGGAUGCUUACAUUAGAUUUUCCUGAAAUUCUUAUUAUAGUUACCAACUCUCAAUAUUCAGGAAGUUGUUUUACAUAUAAAACUGCUGAACUUACUCAGCAUGAUUCAAAAUUAGCUUCACUGUUUCUUCAACUGCAGCAAGUGAUCAGAAGUAGAAGUCAUCCAUUGUAUAUAAUACAUCUGAUUCCAUAUGGGUCUCUCUGGCCCACUGCAACAUGGUAAUGAUGACAUUGAUCAGCUCUUGAUAGGAAAUGUGCUAGAAGCUUCAGAAUUUCAUAAGAAACACCAUGUUAACAGCAAAUGUUUAAAAAGUAUUUUUGUUGUUCUUGACAACAAGCCAAGGAAAUUAUAAGAAAAUGUCCUACUUGUUCUUUAUGUAGCCAAAUCCCAUUAUCUGCAGGGAGUAACCCAGAAGGUACCCAAAUAAGUGAAAUUUGGCAAAUGGAUGUGUUGUAUCUUUCAGAGUUUGAAAUUUCAAAUAUGUGCACCAUACCACAGACACAUAUUCAGUAUUUGUUCUGAACAGCUGAUUCCGUAAUUACACAUUUUGUGGAAAUAGGACAAUGAUGGGAGUACAUGAACCUAUUAAAACUGACAGUGCUCCAACAUGUCUCUAGGAAAAUGAAGCAUUUUUGCUUAUCAUAAUAUAAAGUAUAUUACACAAUCCUGCAUGAUAAUCAGAUGUAGAGUGAUCUAAUCGCACUUUAAAAGAGAUGCUUAUCAGAAAGGGAUAAUAAAGACUUCCAGAUUACAUAGUGCUUUACUAAAUUUAAAACAUUUUAAAUGCUAAUGAGCAAAAGCUAUGGCUGCUGAAAGAUAAUGGAUUAGAGAAAAAACUGCUGAAAUCAGCAGUUUUAUAUUUAUAAAUCAGCUUCUUUAUAUUAAUGUUGUACCAGCAUCAGAAUGGAACACAGGAAAUGUGUUAUGAUGGGGGAGAUGUUUUGUUUUUGUUUCAACAUAAAAAAAAUAAUAACAAAAAACUGGAUUCCAUCCAAAUGUAUAAAAAUGAAAUUUGAGGGAUACCCCUGAAGAUCUUGCCGCAGAUAUGAAGAAAGAAAUCAAGAGGAUCAACAACAGGCAACACAUACUGCAAGGGUACAGGUUUGAGACUGGCUGAGAUGUGAAAAUGUCUCCAGCCAGACCUUCAUCUCUGCAUUCUAUUUCUUGUUGGCUACUAAUUCCUCAGGAUUCGUCAUGCUAUCCUUUCUUAUGGCAUGUAUUAAAAUUCAUUACAGUUUGA
Molecule: messenger RNA, 6335 nt
Organism: Meriones unguiculatus (Mongolian gerbil)
Lineage: Eukaryota; Metazoa; Chordata; Mammalia; Rodentia; Muridae
Biological process (GO): negative regulation of transcription by RNA polymerase II
Molecular function (GO): DNA-binding transcription repressor activity, RNA polymerase II-specific
Source: RefSeq, a predicted model, not a curated record